This is a messenger RNA of Anopheles stephensi (Asian malaria mosquito), 1068 nucleotides long. RefSeq names its product ribonuclease H2 subunit B. Bases 158 to 1015 code for a protein of 285 amino acids. Lineage: Eukaryota; Metazoa; Arthropoda; Insecta; Diptera; Culicidae. Gene Ontology annotation, biological process: RNA catabolic process; ribonucleotide metabolic process. Gene Ontology annotation, cellular component: nucleoplasm; ribonuclease H2 complex. The transcript is spliced from 2 exons. The record is from RefSeq and is a predicted model, not a curated record.
CACACUGUACUCUCGCAGUACUGUGUCGCUUUCUCAUAGGCGCCACCAUGCUUGUACAAACCUUGGUUGCUUAACAACACUCGCUGCGCCUUUUUGCAAUUUGGCGCUCAAAGUUGUUUGUUUUGUAUUUUAUAUCGAUCUGAUCCGUCUGUUCACCAUGUCUUCGAACAAGUUCUUUUUUAUAUUUAAAGAUUUCAUGCUAGAGAGCGAUAAGGCGAGCCUGAGCAUCGUAUCGCUGCGCAAUCCUGCUACAAGAAACGAGUCAAAAUAUCUAAUCCGUCGCGUACCGAAACAGGACGCCAACCUGUACGAGGUGAACUGCUUCAGCGAACAGCACCGCUCCUGGUUUAUUAACGAAACGGUGUGUUCCAAUGGGAAAAUAUUCCUCCCUACACCGGUCGAUCCGUUGUUCCUGGCGCUACCCUACCUGGUGGAAAACUGCAGCGAACGAGCCGUUCCGCUCGAUCAGAUCCUUGUGGACGAUAAGUUUCCACACACUGCUAGCCUGACCGAUGUGUUGUCCCCGGCGCGGGUGAGCUUGGUGGCGGAUGAAAAGCGUGCCGGUGAUAUACACGCCUUCCAGUACAACGAGACCAAAACGCUCCGAUGGCUUGUGGGUAAAUGCCACCGGCUGAGUAAAGCGAUUGGCAAACAGGAAGGACCUGCCGCCCGGUCAUUGAACUACAUCAAGGAGGAAAAGGAAAACGAAACGGAAGAGGACGAAAGAACCACUCUGCACACGGCAUUCGGGAUCGUGGCCGAUUAUCUGUCGCUCGAGGUUGGUCGGAAACUGUCCACCGCGUUAGGUUUUCCGGAGGAUGAAAACAUUUCGAAAAAGCGCAAAUCGAUAGUGGACCUGGAGUCGGCUGUGGUGAAGAAAAUUAAAAAGGAAGACAUUCAUGAAACGACCCCGAUAAAGCUCCCGGCGUCGGAGAAGAAAGUGUCAGCCAAAGCGAAAGCCCUGGCGAAGGCCGCCAGUGGGUCGAAAAGUAUUUCUAGCUUCUUUAAAAAAUAAACACACCCUUUGGGCUGUUGGUUUAAUGCUGUUAAGCGCAUAUGCAUAUAUUA